This is a messenger RNA of Porites lobata, 4704 nucleotides long. The record is from the annotation of a GenBank genome assembly. Lineage: Eukaryota; Metazoa; Cnidaria; Anthozoa; Scleractinia; Poritidae.
AUGGCGCUCGCUUGUAUUCGAACCGCUAAAACUAACUUCCUUGCCUUACCAUUUUUAGUCUCCACUGCUAGGGUAGAAUUAACUCGAAAAAUAUCCAAGAUGGCUAGGAGCUGUAAGGCUGGAAGAAAUAAGAGGAGAGAAGUGAAGGUAGGUCUAAAGUUUUCCGUAAAAAUUUGCACUUCGCACGUGUUGUUCUGACCAAAAUUUGUUUUUCCUUUUUGUGGAAUGUAUGUUUAAUUGAGAAAUCUCGCUGUUAAUGAUUUUCAAAACUUUUUUUUACGGAGUACGGUUGUAAGCCCUAUUACAAACCCGAAAUCUUGAGGACUACAGGGAGGCGCCAGGUCUCAAAUAUUGAUAAUAAUUGAUGGGGAAGAAAUGAUAGAUGACAUCAUAUCGCACGGCAAAUGACGUCAUUUGUACCAAAAAUGCUUGUUGAUUCCGAUUGACGUAUAUAGCACAUAAACAGUUCAUAUUUAACCACAUUAUUGCUUAAAUUACAGUGGCAUACCAUGGGGAAACGUUCCAUGUUAACAGUAGCUUAAACAACGAAAGAUGUUUGAAAUUUUAUGUUCAUAAAGUCGAGGCUACAAGAAAUAGCAACUUGGGUGAUUAUCUGGGAGAUAUCAGACUCUAAUCUGGAGACUGGGAGAUAUGGUCCAAAAUCUGGAGUCUCUUUGAUUAUCCGGGAGAGUUGACAGCACUGAGACGCUUUUUCAGAGAUGCCAACCUCCAGUGAUCUAAAAUCUGGAGACUCUCUAUUUUGCACUUCUUACCUCCCCCCCAAUGUCAACAGCCCCACCACCCCCACUCCUCCCCCCAAAAAUUGACCCAGCUGCCAUGGCUUAGGACAUUCUAUGAAGUCUUACAUGCUAUCAAAAUUUGCUUUCAUCAUUGUAUAAAUGACAAAGUAAUCUUUCUCAGUGAAUAGAUAUGUGCAAAAAUGUCCCAGAAACUGUACAAUGAAUAUAAAAAGUUCGAAUUUUGAGAAAAAAAUGGGCUAAAUUUCAAACUAUAGUGCAGAAAAGUUCUAAAGUCCAUUUUAUCUGGGAGAUUUGGUGACGUGUAUUGGGGAGUGGGAGAUCAGUGCCAUAUCUGGGAGACUUCUGGAUAAUCUGGGAAAGUUGGCAUACAUGCUUCUUGUCUGGUGACUAUCUUUCUGUCCGGCAAAGGUCCAGCAAGUGAGCGCACAAGAAAAGUUCACGAUCUGGGUCACUGAAACACAUACCAGUCAUAUAGUCUGAGACUCUCAGGGUAUAAAGCUAAAGUAUGAAUAAGCCCAGCAGACACAAAACUGGGAAUAAUAAUACAAUCCUUUAAAUUUUAGAAGGCCUUAAAAAAUAAGCCCUAAUAGUCCAUUUGCGAUUUCACUGUGACCACUGAAUUAAAAAAGUGAAGACACAUUUUUUACAGCCUGAGCCUCCAUCUGAAGUACUGUAUUUAUUCGAUUAACCGCCCUGGGCGCUUAUUAAAUUUUUGGACCUUGAGAGUGGGUGCUUAUUCGAGGCUGGGCGCUUAUUAAAUUUUCAGCAUUUUCAGCAAGUGUAGGAUGUUUAUUUUGCAACAAAACAAUAAAUGGUAAUGACAAAACUCAAAGAUGUAACAAGGCAAGGUUCCUGUGAAAUACUUUGAAGAAAACUCCGUCUUCGGGGAGGUCUCUUAUUAGUACUUAUUCAAUUUUUGGGGGGUGGGGUGGGGGUUGUCGCUUAUUUGAGUUUGAGUCGGAGUGGGAGGGAGGUGGGGUGGGGUAGGCGCUUAUUCGAGGCUGGGCGCUUAUUAACUUUUUUUACCUUUAAGAUGGGCGCUUAUUCGAGGUGGGCGCUAAUUCGAGGUUGGGCGCUUAUUCGAAUAAAUACGGUAAUAUAUUCACAAAUUUCAACGAGAAAAAGACCUGUUUAUUACUUUGUGUAUAUUCAAAUUUCAAACACUUACUUGCCAGAAUUUCUGAAUAUUUUACUUUACAUCGAGGCUAACCCUGUGUGAAUGUGUCGUUAAUGUUUGUAUUCAGCGGUAAUUUUUAAUUCGAAACUGCACUAUUCUACUCACUCCACAAACCAUCAGGGGAAUGGGUACAAGCUUCCAACGCAAGGUUUGGGUGGACAAGGAUUACUUAUGAUGGGUUAAUGGUUGCCUUGGAUACCAUCAACCAAUCAUAGCUAAUGUUUGUCCAUCCAAAUGAUCCCAGAAAUCUUUGCACCAAAAGCUUGUACCCAUUCCCCUUUAUAGUUUCUGGAGUGGGGAAUAGAUGCUUUUGUUAUCAAGUGCUAUGAAAAUAAGUGACCCAGCAUUUUUAGUUUAGCUCAUCUGACAUCAAUGUGAAAAUUUUCUUCAUCCAUGGUCUUGGGUAGCCUGAGAUAACAGCUGCUGCUUUGCGAUGUGGUGUCACCAUAAAAUGUUGGCUGUUUUAUCAGGCUAGGGCUUGGGCUAUCUUAAGUACAAUGUGUGAAAAUCUUUAUGUUGUACCUGAUGCCCUUCGCUGUACCCCACUUACAAUAAAUUAUUUAAUCUGUUUAUGGGGUAGAACCUUACUAGCAAAGCUCUGCAUGCCAAAGGCACAUGUUGACGGUCACCUUGGGUAAGAAAUUCCGGUUAUCAUGUGACUAUUUAGCCUAUCCAUGUGUACCACCACAUGUAAACCAAUGUAAAAUGUCAGACUUACCCAUACAUAAGGAGGAGGAUAUGCUGAAUAUUUUUUAUAAUGAAAUAUAUGCCACUGAAUACACCAUCAAUAGCCAAGUCACUUAAUAGCUGUCAAAAUGGAGGUGUACAGUAUGUGUAGUAGUUAAUUUUUUAUCCCAGGUAAUUAUUGUAUGCUAAUGAAGUUGAAACAAAGAAAAAAUAAAAAUUACCUAGCAUAAAAAAAUUAACCACAACAUAUCUGUUGUAGAUCAAAAUUGAUUUCAGGUUAUUAAAUUUUAGUUGAUUCUCAUUUUUCUUUGUCUUUUAGCCCUUCAUGAAUAAUAAUAAUUUUUCCUUUUCUCAAAAGAAUUUGAGAAUCAAUCUAAGUUGAAAAAAUAAAUUAAUUUUAACAUGAAUUAGAUUUUGACCUAUACUGUGUAACAUAAGCUAAGCAGUAGCACUUGAUGAUGUUAAUAGAAGGGGCAAUCCAUAUGUUUUUUUUAUUGCCCAUUUAAUAUUUUGUUGAAUCAUGGGCUCAAGCUUCUGAUUUUUAUUGCAUUGGAAGAAAUUUGGUAGGAAAUUUGAUUUGUCAAUUUCUUUGCUGUGGUUUAAGGAUUAUUUUUUGUUUCAGGUGAAUAGUUGGUGCAUGUAUUUUAAGGGAGUUCCACUCUUCAGCUUUUCUAAAUCUAUAGUAACAAAGCAUGUUUGUAAUGAGAAAUACAUUCUUUUCUUUUUCAGUCUCUUUCAGCUUACUUAUUCUCUUACAACGAUUUCUGAAAACAGAAGACUCUCAAGUUUUUUGCAAAACUACGCAUUAAACUAUGCAUCCAUUGAAAACUUUAAAACUGUUUGAACUUACCUGACUUCUCAGGAAACAGCUGUCAAAUUUAUGAAUGUUUUUGGUCCUUUUGCAAAAAUUUUGAGAAUCUUUUGUUUUCAGAAAUUGUUGUGAUUGGACAAUCUUCUUCCAAGUGGCCUGGUUCAGGUAGUCACACUCUAAUGGGGUGCAUUUUUCAUUUGAACUUGUUUGAUGCAAGCGAUGCAUUAUAUAAACUUUAGCUUUAUACACUUUACAUCUUGUUCAACUGUGUCCUUUCACUAUUGAUGCCCUCUUCAGCCCAUUAUCACUUACAUUUCACUGCUGCUCUUCAGUCCAACAGAACAAUAGGAAGCUUUCCCUUACCCAGAACACUUCUAAAAGCCCCCAUCUUUUUUCUCUUCAGCCAAAUCCGAGAAAGCUCAUGAUAGCUGAUCAAGUCAGGGAAGUGUUUGAUUCCAAUAACAUGGUUGUUGUAUGUCACUUCAGUGAUUUGAAUACUCAAGAAUGGGAAGAAUUACGCUUCAAUCUUGGUAAAGAUGAAAUAACAGUCAAGAUGUUCCCCAACAGAGUUUCAUGCAAAGCUUUAGAAAAUACAAAGUACUGUGAAAUAACUCCAUUAUUUUUGGCAUCUACAUUUGUCACUUACUCCAAAGAAGCUAAGGUGAAGCCAUUGCUGUCAGCAGUGAAGAAACAGCCUAAAGUGGAGUUAUUAGGAGGUAAAAUUGAUAAUCGGCUUUUGUCAAGAAAGUCUUUGGUGGAUUAUUCUAAGUUGCCGUCAUUAACAGAGCUUCAUGGCCAGCUACUACAUGUGUUAUCUGAGCCUUCUAGAAGACUUACAACCCUUCUUGGGCAAAACCAAACUAACCUAGCUGAGAAUUUGUCACAGUAUGUCAGCCAAGGUGAAGAGAAGAGCUGAUGUUUAAUUAUUACUCUCUCAGUGUAACAGUAACCUUUUUUUUAAGGUAAAUUUAAGCAAAUUUGAAAACUGUUACAAAAAUGAGAUGAAAAAGUUCUCUUUUUUUGUUGAUUUACUCAGAUUCAUAGAAAAAGCAACCGAAACCAAUAAUAAUUAAAUAUUGACUUGCACCUAUGAGAGUGAAAAUGCAAAAAAGGUCACAAGAUUGAAAAGUGAAAAAAGUAAAAGCUCUUGUUUGUUUUAAUUUACAAGAGGUAUUCAAGGGAUAAAGAUAUUAAAAGACAUAAGAAAAACCAAGGAACCCCUCUGAGACCAGGUAGCACGUUAAAGCUUAGAACAUACAUGUAAGAAC